UUGCUCUAGCACACUUUCACGCUGGGCAUUAUUGCCGCCGCCGCCACAGGCGCUCUAGCACGCGUCUGAAGGAUUCAAAGCCGAACCCCGCGGACGGCCCGUAUUGUGCUGCCUCUGCCUCUGACAUACGCCGCCCACUAAGCGGAUCCCCCCGGCCGAAUUCAGCUCAGCUUGUUGCUUGCUUUCCCCGUCCCACCCUUCCCUAGCUCGUGCCAGCGGCGCGUCGCUCAGGGAGCCUCAUCGCCCCAUCGGGCGCGCGUGCGCCGCCCGUGCGCUGAGGGCGGGCGGUUGUGCGGGGUAGUAUUGCCCAGAAGUGCGGGGUAGUGCGCGGUAGUACGGGGACGAAGAUGGGGAAGAAGGGGAAGGGUAAGCCGGGGAAGGGGAAGGAGAAGACGGAGCGGAAGACGGCGAAGGCGGAGGCGAAGAAGCAGCGGCGCGAGGAGAAGCAGGUGGACGAGGAGGACGACGUGGACGCCAUCCUGGCGAAGAUAGCAGCAGAGGAGGCGAAGAAGAAGGAGGUGCAUGUGGACGAGGGCGUGCCGCCGCCCUCCCCGCGCUGCAACGCCACGAUGGUGGUGAACCCUCUCAAGGACACGGAGCUCGUCAUCUUCGGGGGGGAGUUCUACAACGGGGAUAAGACGCAUGUGUACGGCGACCUGUACCGCUUCAACGCGGACAAGGCCACGUGGCGCCUGGUCAGCAGCCCCAACAGCCCGCCGCCUCGCAGCGGGCACCACGCCGUGGCGUGGAAGAACUUUGUGUUCGUCUUCGGUGGCGAGUUCACGUCCCCCAACCAGGAGAGGUUUCAUCACUUCAAGGACCUGUGGCGCCUGGAUCUGAGCACCAACCAGUGGGAGCAGCUGUCCCUCAAGGGCGCCCCCUCCCCGCGCUCCGGCCACCGCAUGGUUUUGUACAAGCAGCGAAUACUGCUCUUUGGAGGCUUUUAUGACAACCUAAGGGAUGUGCGCUACUUCAACGACCUCCACGUGCUCGACCUCACCGACAUGAAGUGGGCGGAGGUGAAGCCCAAGCCGGGAGCAGCAUGGCCGUCUCCCCGCAGUGCCUUCCAGUUCGCCGCCCACCAGGAUGAGGUCUUCCUGUACGGCGGCUACUUCAAGGACCAUGCCAAGGACGCGGACGGCAGGGACAGGGGCGUGGUGCUGUCGGACCUCUGGCUGCUCGACCCGCGCUCCUUCGAGUGGAACAAGGUGAAGCGGCUUGGUUCCCCCCCGAGUGCGCGGGCGGGCUUCUCUUUGGCGGUGCACCGCAGCCGAGCCAUCCUCGUCGGGGGCGUCGUGGACACAGAGGAGAAAGGUGGCGAUGUGCUGCGCAGCAUCUUCUUGGACGACAUGUUUGCCUUUCAGAUGGACGCCAGGCGCUGGUUCCCGCUGCUGCUGCGCUCACAGCAGCAGGCCAAGGCCGCAGGCAGGAAGGCGGAGCUGACUGCAGGCGGUGAAGUGACCAGGGGGGCGAAGAGCACCGCACUGGCAGAUGGGGAAGAUGAGGAGGAGAGUGACGAGGAGACGGAGGGGAGGAAGAGCAUGCAGCCAGGCAACGAGGCGGAUAGUGAGGAGGAGGAGGAGGAGGAGGUGAGUGGGAGGAAGAAGCAGAGAUUGAAGCGCAAGGAGAGGAAGGGGGCCAAGUCUAGAGCAGCAGCAGCUGCAGCAGCAGCGGGGGUGGGGAUGGAAUGGGAGGGUGGCGAGGAGGAGUGGGGGGAGGGGGAGGAUGAGGUGCGGGAUGGCAGUGGUGGGGGGGGAAGAGGCGAGCAGGAGAGGGAGGGCGAGGAUGCGGAGGGCAGUUCUGGGGGAGAUGCAAUGCUGGGAUUGGAGCGAGGGGCGGGCGGCAGUGAGUGCGAGGCGGGUGCGAGCGAUGCGAGCAGGCAGGGGGCGGUGGAGGAAGGUGGGAGGGGCGGAGUGGAUGGGCAGGCGGCAGCGGGGAGCGGAAGGGACGAGGGCGCUGGCGAGGUGGAGGGCGGCGUGCAGAGGAUGAGGCUGGAGAGCGGCGAGCUGGAGGGGGGCGAGGGCGAGGGCAGGCGGGAGAAGGCAGGGGGCAGCGAGGCACGGGGCGGGGAUGUGGCAGGGGGAAUCAGCGAGGCAGCAGGGGAAGGGGGCGGCAAGGAGGAGGGCGGGAAGGGGGAGCGCGUGGAGGGGCCGUGUGGGCGCAUGAACGCGGGGCUGGCGGUGGGCGGCAACACGCUGUACCUGUGGGGGGGGGUGCGGGAGGUGGGCGACCGGGAAGUCACUCUGGACGACCUCUUCUCCCUCAACCUCUCAAAGCUCGACACGUGGACCUGCAUCCACAAGGGGUCUGAGAGCACGUGGGUGGAGGAGGAGGAGGAGGAGGACGAUGAGAGUGGUGAGGAGGGCAGUGGGGGGGAGGACGACGAAGAUGAGGAUGAGGAUGAGAAUGAGUCGAGCGACGAUGACGCUUCAGCAAAGGGCACGGGCAGCGCCCCCACGGCCUCGGAGCUGGCAGCGGCGGUCCUCAGGGGCGAGGGCCCUGCGGGCGGCAAGCGCCAGCUGUCACGCAAGGAGAGGCGGGCGGAGAUUGACCGGAUCCGAGCGGAUCUGGGGCUAGCAGACACCGAGAGGACGCCAGCUCCCGGCGAGUCGCUGAGAGACUUCUUUGCUCGCACGGGCGAUCACUGGCAGCGUGAGGCCUACCAGCACACACAGCGCACUGGCAAGGAGCUGCGAAAGGAUGGCUUUGACCUCUGCGAGGCGCGCUACCGCGACCUGCUGCCCGUGCUUACUGAGCUGGAGAAGCUUGAGGCUGAGCAGAAAGCUGAGGAGGAGGCAGAAGCAGCUGUCAACAAGGGCAAGGGGAAGAAGGACAAGGGCAGGCCAGCGUCACGUAGAUAGCAUGCCUAGCAUGAGGCAUUGCAUCGAUACAUCACAGCUAGACAAAUACCAUCCAUUAAAAUCCAACAGCAAAUGCUGAUUUGCGAAAAGGAGGGUUAACGCCAAAAAUGCCACGCCUCAUCUCAUCUCAACGAGAACAUGGUUCCAGGGAAUGCGAGGGCAGCCGAUAACCCAACAUGCGUACCACGCCAAACAUAUAUUGUUAUGUUUGUAUAGACUGUAUAGGUUUGUGUCAUA
Messenger RNA from Closterium sp. NIES-67, 3098 nucleotides. The record is from the annotation of a GenBank genome assembly. NCBI's taxonomy places the organism in Eukaryota, Viridiplantae, Streptophyta, Zygnematophyceae, Desmidiales, Closteriaceae.